AUGACAGGCGUUUUUUUAAAGUCAUGCGAUUCACCACCCGCCAACGCUUGCGGCAUUCCCAUGGUGGAUGUGCAAGGCGGGUGCCAACUAUUAACAAAGUCACAGGUUUUUCAGCAGAAUUGUAUCUCCCCAUCUUUUAUACCAAUAUUGAAAGAGAUGAUUCCUCGGUACGAAGCAAUGCUGGGGUUUGGUGGCAGUUGGUUUUGGAAUUGCUAUUUAAAUGCGCUUCACGGAGAAGAUGUAUUUCUGGAUUUGAAAGGAACUGGAGUUAGUUUGUCAGAAGAUUCUUUGGACGCGCAAGUAUCUCUACGGCGAAAGUUGACUUCUUUGGAUGAUGCCAAAAUGUUUGAAGUUGCUGCUGAACACUGCUGCUCAAAAGUUGAGGCUCUCUGCGCCAUGUGUCUUUCUAUCGUUCUGCAUGUAUCACAUCGGCCGAUGCUGGAGAGUGAACAAGGACCCCAAGCUUUGGUGCUUUGUGCCACAAAGGAUCAGUGUGAUGAGUUAUACGUAUUGCUUGAUCGUUUUGGAUCUGCUCUUCAUUUGGUUACGCACAACUUGUUUGGGGCGUACCCUCCUAUGCCAAGUGGAAAAAGGGCGGAUAUUGUUGUGGGCACCGUGCCGCUCUGGGAGAGCGUGGCAAAAUUGAGUUUACUUGGCACUCUUGAUGGUCUUGAAGAAAUCCUCUAUCAGGUCUCGCACGAUUCGCGUUGGACGGCGUCAUCAACGCGGUGGAGACCAUAUUCGCUGGAUUUUGUUGUCCAACUGUUUUUUGUGGAUUUGGACCUGCAGCAUGCUUUGGGAUACGGACCAAUGCUGCAGCGGUUAUUUAUGGAACACAAAAGGCCUGUGUUACCGGGGCCCAAGCCAGUAAGGAAUAAAAUCCUUCACGGAACUAGAAAUGGCUCUAUCGGUUCUAGUGGGCUCCCACAAAGAUGUCAGAUGUAUUGUUUGGUUGGUGGAUGUGGGAAAGGAAAGGAACUCUUUGAAAUACUGCUUGUUUUACGUGACAGGCGUGGAGAUGGCAGGAAUAAAAAUGAGGUUGUACGAAUUUCUAUGAAGCAACCCCUGGUUCACCCUGACAAAAACGGCGAGCUUGUGACCGACGCUCCUCGCAAGCGUGUAAGAGAUGAACAUGAUCAUGGUGUAGCUAUUGAGAAGGAAUCUAAGAGGGAAUGUCCUCGAUUGGUGGUGCACAACGCCCUUUCACACUCUCGGUUAAUGCUUGAUGCAGCCGCUUUUGAAGAAUUUGCAGCAGAGACGAAACGACGUGCUCAAAAUUUUUGGUCAAGGUUUGAAGCAACAUCAUCUCCUAACGCAAACGAAAACCACAGGACGUUUGUCAUAGACGUGCAGUUGGCAUACUUAUGCAUAGGCCCGGAUCAAUACUCUGUAAAAAAUGAGAGGACAUGGUUCAUGGCGGAGACGGUAGCCAUCAUUACACCCAUAGGCGAUGGUGCCGCACAUCCAUCAAGGACUGCACUGCUGAUGCGUCACUUGGAAGAUGAGCUCUCCGGGCAGAUAUUUGAUGGAAGUGUUGUACAGUGUCUUUUCCAGCGGGGUUCAAUCGAUCGUGUGGCUUCUGAUGCUGUGAUGUUAAAUCGUGUUUUUUCUGCCACGGCAAAGUCUAUUUCUCAGGAACCGCUGUUUUUGCGCUUUGCUACUGAGGAUGGAGAAGAGAAAGAGGAAGGAGGGGAAGCAAAGAAAGAAAAGACGGAUCUGGAAAUGGUGGAUACACCCACAAACCGGGCACACCUUCGUCAGCUUGCUCAAGAAGCAUCGUCUGAGGUGGAAGGGGCAUCAUCUUUUCCACUGCAUAAAUUUCUUGCCGUUUCUAGAUGUCAGUCACGGCGCACUGUUCUUUCCUUUCGCCAGAUUGCUCCAACCAUCUCGUUGUUUUGCGACGCUCAAAGUAACAGAAAAUCAAUGGCGCUUCUGUACUUGGAGGAGUGUUGCCAGUACGGGAAGGUUGUUUCUUACUUUAUAUUUGGACAGCGGCGUGGUGGGAAGGACGGGAAGGGCUGCGUACAUUUCUUUGUGGAGUUUGCGGGACAUGAAGGGGCAGCAGAGGCUGUGCGGCAGUUUUCAUUGCGUUUCGCAAGCGAAGGCAAAGAAACGGAAAAUUACAUGCGCGUGAAGCUUUUUCCCAACGAGUUGUAUUAUGAGGGGGUCACGGCCGAACUACAAAAAAGGCAUGGUAAAACAGGCAAAAUAGAUAACACGAGUGAUAAUAGUAGUGAUAGUGAUGAUGAUGAAUUUAUGGGGGUUUCACUCCUCGGUGAAUAA
Molecule: messenger RNA, 2283 nt
Organism: Trypanosoma cruzi
Lineage: Eukaryota; Euglenozoa; Kinetoplastea; Trypanosomatida; Trypanosomatidae
Exons: 1
Coding region: 1-2283 (760 amino acids)
Source: RefSeq, a predicted model, not a curated record